This is a messenger RNA of Stegostoma tigrinum, 7379 nucleotides long. It is a transcript of the gene tjap1, whose product is annotated as tight junction associated protein 1 (peripheral). The record is from RefSeq and is a predicted model, not a curated record. Gene Ontology annotation, biological process: Golgi organization. Gene Ontology annotation, cellular component: trans-Golgi network. NCBI's taxonomy places the organism in Eukaryota, Metazoa, Chordata, Chondrichthyes, Orectolobiformes, Stegostomatidae. The transcript has 10 exons. Bases 207 to 2147 code for a protein of 646 amino acids.
CGAUGUUCCCAGCCUGCCCCGGGGCGGAAUGGCGGCGGAAAGUCGGAGAAAAGAAAAAUCGGAAAGAAAAAGGUGAACGAUGACCUGCUGAGUGUGGUAUAGAGUUUCACAUCGAUCUGUGAAUUACAGGAGUGAAUUUGCCUUCAACAGAAUGCUGUGCAAAAGAUGUUGUGUAUAGUUGCGAGUGAAGCUUGGAGAACCUGAACAUGAGUAACACGGCAGCACCAAGAAAGCCCUACAGAAAGGCACCGCCUCAGCACCGGGAGAAUCGACAUGAGCCUCCAGUUUUUAGGGAUGACCUAGAUGGCCCAGCAAUCUCAACUGAGCAGAGUCAGCAGGAGCCACUGUCAGAUGAAGACAGGAUCAAACAAUUGCAGCAGCAGAAUCAGGAUCUGCGCGAAAAGCUGACUCUCAGCACAAACAAGUUGGAGAUUAUGGAAAGGGAUUUUGAAUCCAGCCGCCAGUACCUUGAAGCAGAGCUCAGCCAUGCCAGAGAAGAAAUGGACAAACUGAAGGACAAAUUCCGCAGAUUGCAGAACAGUUACUCUGCAUCACAACGAACUAACCAGGAGCUGGAGGACAAGUUGCAUGCCCUGGCUUCUAUCAGGCAAAGCUGGAUCUAUGCAGUGAAAAAGGCACAGCUGGAGAGGAAGACCCUUGACUGGGAGAUUGUGGAGCUGACCAACAAGCUGCUGGAUUCAAAAACUGCCGUCAACAAGCUGGAGGAGUUAAACGAGCGUUACCGCCAGGAUUGUAAUCUUGCUGUCCAGUUGCUAAAGUGCAACAAAUCUCAUUUCAGGAACCACAAGUUUGCAGAUCUUCCCUUUAUACUCCAGGAGAUGGUCAACAAGCAUCUGGAGUCCAGUGAAGAGGUUGAGGAGGGACAUGAGCGAAGCUCAGCUCUUGGUUCAUCUGAUGUGGUACCGACUUCUGUCAUUGCCAGAGUUUUAGAGAAACCAGAGCCACUGGUUCUGAACUCGGCCAAGUCCAGCAGUGGUAAUCAGCCGUUGGCAGAAGAUGUCUUUGUUCAUGUGGAUAUGAGCAGUGACACUAAUGGUAUGAAGAAUUCAGGUAAAGAGGGAGAUGGGGUGAAAGCGGAAGGAGUAAAGGCUCAGAACGGUGUGUGCAAGAGGUUGGUUAGCACAGACAGUCCACCAGAUGAAACAACUACCUUUGAGAAACUUCACCCAUAUCCUACUCCACCUCAGAAUUUUUUCCCUGGACGUAAAGCUGUCAUUGAAUUCUCUUCUGAUGAUAAAGUUAAAAUACCAAAGGAUAGUCCCUUACCAAACUGUACAUAUGCUACCAGGCAGGCCAUAUCACUCAGUCUGGUCCAGGGAGAGGAGGAUGGUCUGGAACGCCAGAGGAAUCUACCUAGCAGCCCGUUAUCAGAGGGAAGGAGGUCAGGACACAUAAAUAGUGGGCAGUAUCAAUGUCCAACUUCAGGCACACCCAAAGGCCCUGACAGUGAGCUCAGAUCUGCCCAGUCCAGUCCAUUCAAUAGUCCACCUCAAGUUUCAAGUUCAUUUGCCAGCUCAGCAAGUUCUGAAGAGGAUCUGCUUGCAAACUGGCAGAGGAUGUUUGUCGAAAAGGUAGCCCCUGCUUCUGAAAGGGUGAUUGCCCAUCGAACAUCUUUCAGCAGUGAAAUGAUCCAAGAGUUUCAGAAUAGCCUAGGCAACAAGAUUGACUUGGCAGAGAGGCGUCUUGCUUAUUCAGAUGGAGAGGAAUCUGGUCACAGCCAAAGCUGGGCAGUAAGUCAAGAUUCCAGCUUGGACACAGACAGCUUAGAUUCCAAAGUGCGAAAAGGCAAAUUCCUUCUGGAUUAUGGUAGCGAAUUCUGUCUUGAGGAAGAGGAGGAGCUACUGCAUGCUGUAGGCAGCAAUCGACUGACUCGUCAAGCCAGUCCUUUACACAAACAGAUUGAAUAUGGGGAAGCUGUCUCUGCAAGUGGCUCAAUGGAAGAGAGAGAGAUACUGCUUCAUGGCAACCAGUCUACCGUGCUGGAUGAACUGGAAGAGACUGGAAAUAAGCCAUCAGAGACAUCAGCAGGUCGACAACAGAGAAGCCCCAAAAGGAUGGGUGUCCAUCACUUAUUGCGAAAGGAUAGUUUAACAAGGGCGCAGGAGCAGGGUACCCUGCUUGACUAAAUUCAUUCAGAUUAGCAACUACAAAAUCUAUGCUGCUGCAGUGUCAAACUGAGAGUUACAGCAAUUCCAAAUUGUUGAAUGAAAAUUCACAAAGUAUUCCUGAGAAACUUGCAUAAAGGUGAACAAAAAUAUAGAAAUCAGCUACUACUUUUUAGCAGAACCUGGGUUCAAAGGCUAUACUUCAGUAUUUUCUAAGAAAACUGUUUUGUAAUUAAUUAAAUCAUUGCCAAAAGAAAUCCAAAUUUCUGAGCAGAACUCCUGCCAGACAAUGGUCGUUGAAUUUUCAGCUUGUGGUGUUUUUAGUUUGGUGUGUGUGUGUGUGUCUGUCUGACUGUGUGCGAAUGUCAGUGUGCGCGCGUGCGUGCCACUGUGUGUUUUUGUGUGAGUGUCUAUUUGUAUGUGUGUGUAUCUGUCUGUCUGUGUGUCAGGCAGUAGAAGGGAAUGUUUCCUAUCUCUCUUGCAUGUUGUGAGAGAUGUGAGAGUAUCUGGAUCUUCCACAAGAAUUGUUUUGUCAGUGAGGGGCUGUCAGUGCAAACUGAUGGCUGUCUGUCAGCUUUCGGAGUUUGGCUGACACUGGCAUUACCAUUGAGCAACAAGAGCAGACUUCCUGGUUUUCCUUAGAUACAUUUAGGUGUUUCAGUCUUCACUGUAAAGGACAAAGGAUAGAAAGGUCAGCUGUUGCAAUGUACCUAUACCAGUUCUCAAUCUGCAAAUCAACGGAAUAUUUUGGACAUUGACUGUGUGGUGUUUUAUCUGAUGCUAAUUAUCAAAACUCAUUGCUCAGAGAUCAGCAGGAGUAGGCUCACAGAUGAUGACUUUUCACUGAUUUGCUCCUCUUUUCUAGGAUGGUAUGGGGUACCAUUGCAUUUUUAUUUUCUUCCAUAUAAUCUAGGUCGGUCAUAGUGAAGGUGAAAUGCCUGAUGAGGGAAUCUGGAUGAAAGCUAGUGCUAGUUUCAUUAACAGAUGAUAACUCGUGAAAUUGAUCUGAUGUGUCAUUUCUGACAUGUUUUUAAAAUCUCGCUAUUUCAGGAGAUUCUCCAGUUUAUUGCUGGUUUCCAUGUGAUCAGUACAUAACACAACUAGAAAUAAUUUUAUUUGAAUUUAAUAAACCUGAAGAUGACAGCUGCAAACAUUUGAGCAGUCUUAUACUGACCAGUUAAGCACAAUGAAUUGAUAUUGAGGCAGUCUCUUGUUUAAAGCAGAGAUGAACUUCAUCCUGAGUCCCGUGAGUAGUAUUAGACAGUGAACAAAUGCUGCCCACCCCAGCACUGACUCUCCACAAGUUAGUGCCUUCGAAACUUCAUGGUGUGCAAUUACAUUGGCAAGAUUUGCAGUGCCAGCAGCCAGCAUCACCUACCACUCCUACCAUCUCUUGUGGGAUGUGGCAACAUUUCCCUCCCUCCCAUUUCUGGGUCAGGCAGAACAUAGCAACUCCCUCACUGGAGUCCUGGACCCUCCCAUUCUGAGAUUAGUGACUCCCUCCCUGGAUCUCUCCCCCUGCCAUGACACAUCACUCCCUCCCAUGGAGCUCCACAAGUAACUGCUUAAUUCAGUUGGGAGUUUCUUUUGAGGUAUGUUUGAUAAGAUUAUUUUGUGUUUUUGGAAGGCAUUUCCCCACUAAAUUUGUGAAGCUACUGCUUGAACUGGCCUGGUGUGCUCACCCUUCCAAGUAGAGACUUAAGUUUUUCCUCAUCUGUUAUAUUGUUAUUUUUAGUUACUUUUCAUUCCUUUAAUGCAUUGUGAAAUUCUCUUGUAGAAGAUUGCAAAUUUACAAGAGCAUUAGGUUUUGUAAAUGUAUGUAAGAUUUCUGAUUUGAUUAACAUUGUAAUAACAAAGGUGCAAAUUGAAUUGGAAAACAGCAAAUGCUGAAAUUACUUUGGGUUUGAUGAAAGAUCAUCACCAACCUGAGAUAUUAACUCUAAUUCUGUUGACAGAUUUUCCUGCAGCAUCUUUAAGGCUCUUUCUGUAUUGUGUUCUGUAUCCAGCAUUUGCACUUCUUGCUGAAUAAAUUAGUGUCCUCCCACUGUAUGUUCUGACUUGAGGACCAAACACCACAUGUUAGGUACGGUAUUUGGAGGCCAGGGCAGGUAGAGUGUCUCCAUCAGUGAUCAACUUUGUCAAACCCUGAGCCAUGGUGUGCUGAUCACUUUAACCUAUUUGUGUUAUCAUUGUGAACAUGUUUACUUGGAGAAUUUGGGAACUUUUGCUAUCUAUUUUUAACCCUAUUCAUGUGUAGGGUUGGUUUUGUUGGUAUUCUGUAUUGACUGAUUGAAAUGUGGACCUUGUUUAUAAAGAGCUAGUAUAGACAAAAUGGGCUGAAUGGCCUUUUCUGUCCUGCAAAAUUCCAAAAUGACUGAACACCGCUCAGAGAUCACAAAAGGAAACAGACGGAGCUGUUUCAAGAUCCGCAAUAAUACUGAAUCUGAACAAUGUAAUGCUGCUCAGUAAAAGGAGGAACCCAAAUGCAACACUAAUUAGCAAUUGUCAGCGAAGCAACACCAAUGAUAGGCAAUUUAGAAAUUAAUGUGGACUUCAGUUUAUUAGAGGAAUAUAGACAAGUUUGUAACAUGUUAAUGAGUCUGGUCGAAUAUUUUAAUAGCACAAUUUAUGUAAUUUCCAUUGCUUAUUUGCUCAACUUUUGCUCAGUCUUUAGUUCUUGUCCCCUCUCUUCCCUUUUUGUUCCAAACCACAAGAGUUUCUUGUCUCGGUUUCACUGGCUCCUUCCUUCUUCAGCACCAACUCUAACCCCCACUGGCACUAAUCAAGGCAAUCUGCUGGAAUACGUUCACCAGUCUUUAUUUCAGAUUUGAUUAUCCGAGUGGUGAGACCACUUAGUCCGAUCACCUCAAUGUACUUGAGGACUAUUUUCUGUUCAGUGAUCCCUGUCUCACCAGAGCUUUUGUGGCCAAUUUUGAAAGUGCUAUUUAAAAACUCCAUCUGAUGCCUGUCAAAAAGCAGCCAAUCUGCCUUGAAGCAAAGCAGUUUAUUUUAUUGCAAAUUGCUGGAAUGGCUCAACAAGUGUGGCAGCAUCUUUGUGGAGGAAAGGCCAUGCUGUCAGACUUGCUGAGUUUUUCCCACAGUUUCUGAUUUGCAGCAUUUACAGUUCUUUCAGUUUUAAUGCAGUUUGUUCUGUCAUGAUCAAAGCUACAGCCAUUGCCUGCCGUCUUGAGCUGGUUUUUUUCUCAGUAUUUUAAAACAGUCAGUUUGAUGUCAUCAAAGUUGAUGAAAAUGUUGUCACCAGCGUGUAGAUCUGGCAGACACCUGUCAUAUACAAUUAGUGUGUGUCAAAGCUACAAAAAGUUUCCCAAAACCGAAUGAACAGCUAUGUCUUUUCUGGAUGUAGAGCGGAUGAAAUCUUCUGGCUGGGGCUUGUUUCCUGGUUACAGCUGAAAUUCUGUCUUUCCUGUAUAGCUGAAUUCUCUUCUCCAGACCUCUCAUGUUUAUGAAAUACUUUAAUGACUGUUGAAGCCCUUGUGUGCCCCGAUCCGUCACAUCUUUGACUGCUUGGGUGGAACACAGGACAGAACUGAGCAUCUAGAUUCAUGAUCACCAUCUGCUCAGUGCUGUCUGCAAUUGUCUGAAUGUCUUUUUCAGGACAUAUUGAGGGAAUUGGAUGUUGGCUCACAAGGCUCCGAUUAAAGAUAUGGUCCCAAUUAUACUGAGGCUUCUUGUGGCUAAUUGUUCAGUUGUACCAUGUUUGAAGUUUCAACUUUACUCUGAAGCCUCUGUCAAUUACAUGCAUUCUGGUAGCAUGUUUUGUGGUUUGCCUGCUGUGUAUUCCUCCUCAUUCUGUCUCAUGAAGCUAUCUGUACAAGUUUCUACUUACUGGCUGACCCUAUGUGAAAACAUUGGGGUGACUGGAAAUGGCAAGCCUCCUUCAGAAAUGGGAGACAGUUUCAAAUAAGGAGCUAAGUGAUUGCCAGGAAUCUGCUGUCACUUAUCUCCAUGACUGAAAUACAAAUCACCAGCUGUUCUGUCAGGAAGUUGAAUGGCAGUCUAUGCUGGGAAUUGUAUACAGAAUGUAACAAAUUCAGUAGUUUACCACAAGAAGUUCCUGGCAACAGGUUGUGCUUUUCUUAUGGGCUGUGUCUCAACACUUUGCGUUUAAUUGAUGGUUAUAAAGUAGCUUUUGAUUUUUUGUGGGACAAUCCAUAAACCAUUUUUUCAUGUAAAAGUAUUGAGUUUCAGUGUUAAUUUGCUGUUGUCAUAAAUCUAAUGAUUAAGUUAAAGGCAAAAUGUUUGUUUUUAAUGCUUGUUCAUAACCUUGCCUGUAGUUUAGCAUUCAGUUCCAUAAUUUAACGAAUGUAUAUUUCUGGAUUCAGUCUGAGAUUAAACUGUGUGGACAAAGUUUGUAUUGAAUCCAGAAUAUGGGUUGUUAGAUAUUUGUCUAUCAUUUGUAGUGGAGUGAAAAUGUUUGUACAAAACUUUGUAAAGAGCUAAAUGGGACUUGAUGGCUUAGAUUAAAUAUUGCUCCAACAGCUGAGUCAGUCAUGUGCAGGAGCUUGGAGUGAGACAGAUUUAUCCUGAGCAGUUUGCUCAUUGAUCAACAGGUUGAUUCCCAAGUAUUUGGGCUGUAACACUGUGUUUAGCUAUCUAGGAAGCAAAACACUUCUUCUUUCAAGAUCUCUUCACCAUUUCCAGGUCUACUUUUCCAUGCACAAUUGACAUAGCUUUAAAAAUGAAAUUGACCAAGUGACUACUUAAUACAAAUAGUUUGUGUCUCAAAUUCUACAUACAAUAUAGUGUAUUCGAGUUUCCCUCAGAAAGUUGGAAGGCUCAUUUCCUUCAUGUUGACCGAGAAUGGUUCUCUCCAAAUUAUUUUGAAGUGUAAUGGUUCAUUAACUUCAAAAUAGUGUUGAUAUAUUUCAUCGUAUCUGUAAUUGAGGGGACAGAUGAUCUGUUUGGACAUCUACCUUCUUUGUUGAAGGUGGUUCUGUGGAGUUGAGAACCGAACAGGACUUUGUUUUUCAGCAUCACUGAAAAUGUGAACCAAGUGUUAUGAUUAACAGUUGUUUAUAUGUAUACCAUUCUCAGUUAUAUGGAGAAUGAAAUGAACAAUUGUAGUACUUCCGAAACAUUUCUCAGCUGCUGUUUAAGGACAAUCUGAGUUGCCGAAUUUCAUAGUGAUUCAUCUCUCUGUACAAGACUGUUAAACUUUUACUAAUUUUAUUUUCUUGAUUUGUAAGACUGAACGGAUGUAUAUUUUAAAGAAAAUAAAGUAUUUUAAAGUUA